AGCACAGACGACAAGGCAGGUCCCUGUUUGCAAAGCCUCUGUGCCGACGUCUGCAGUACCCUGGUGUCCUGGUGUGCUGGCCCUUUUGUUUACGCAGCCCUCCUCAUGAGAGGCACAGGCUAUGAUGAAGGGUCUUUGGAGAGCUGUGCGUGGGGAGAGCUCUUGCUUAGAGCCCAGAGUACAGGCGGCCAGGGCCUGAGGACUCUGGCUACUGUUCCCUCCCUCACUCUUUCCUGAUCUAAGAUGGACACCAACAGGGGCCUCCCAGCCAUCCAGAGCCACAGGGACCUCCACAUAUGGAUCACUGAGAACCUGAAGAUGGUGCCGGUCCCCGAGCGGGCUUAUGGGAACUUCUUUGAGGAGCACUGCUAUAUCGUCCUGCACGUCCCCCAGAGCCUGAAGGCCACGUCGGGGGCACCCAAAGACCUGCACUACUGGGUCGGGAAGGAGGCGGGUGUGGAGGCGCAGGGUACGGCGGGCUCCUUCGUGCAGCACCUGCAGGAGGCGCUGGGUGGCGCCACCGUUCAGCACCGCGAGGCGCAGGGCCACGAAUCCGCCUGCUUUCGCAGCUACUUCCGCCCUGGAAUCAUCUACCGGAAGGGAGGCCUGGCCUCUGCCCUCAAGCACGUGGAGACCAACCUGUACAACAUCCAGCGACUGCUGCACAUCAGAGCGGGGAAGCACAUGUCAGCCAGCGAGGUGGAGCUCUCCUGGCACAGCUUUAAUAAGAGUGACAUCUUCCUGCUAGACCUGGGCAAGAUGAUGAUCCAGUGGAAUGGGCCCAAAACCAGCACUGCUGAGAAGGCGCGGGGCCUGGCCCUGACCCGCAGCCUCCAGGACAGGGAGCGUGGUGGCCGUGCACAGAUUGGUGUGGUGGAUGAUGAGGCUGAAGCCACUGACCUCAUGCAGAUCAUGGAAGCUGUGCUGGGCUGCAGAGUGGGCAACCUGCACACCGCCAUGCCCAGCAAGAGUACUGACCAACUGCAAAAGGCCAACGUCCGCCUCUACCAUGUCUACGAGAAGGGCAAGGAUGUGGUGAUCCAGGAGUUGUCGACCUGCCCUCUGGCCCAAGACCUACUGCAGAAGGAGGACUGCUACAUCCUGGACCAGGGUGGUUUCAAGAUCUACGUGUGGCAGGGACGCAUGACUAGCCUACAGGAGAAAAAGGCUGCCUUCAGCAGGGCUCUGGGAUUCAUCCAGGCCAAGGGCUACCCGAGCUACACCAAUGUGGAGGUGGUGGACGAAGGCGCCGAGUCGGCCGCGUUCAAGCAGCUCUUCCGAUCGUGGUCUGGGGAGCAGCGCAAGAACAAGCACCUCCGCGGAAUGGGUAAAUUACUUCAGGUGAAACUGGACGUGGGCAAGCUGCACAGCCAUCCUGAGCUGGCGGCCCAGCUCAGGAUGGUGGACGACGGCUCUGGGAAGGUGGAGGUGUGGUACAUCCAGGGCUCACGCAGGCAGCCCGUGGACCCCAUGCAUCACGGACAGUUGUGCGCAGGCAACUGCUACCUUGUCCUCUACACGUACCAGAAGAUGGGCCUCGACCAGUACAUCCUGUACCUGUGGCAGGGCCUCCAGGCCACCGCACACGAGAUCAAGGCCCUGAAGGGCAACGCCGAGGAGCUGGACCUCCAGUACCACGGAGCGCUGGUGCAGGAGCACGUGACCAUGGGCAGCGAGCCCCCUCACUUCCUCGCCAUCUUCCAGGGCCAGCUGGUGAUCUUCCAGGGGAGCGCUGGGCACAACGGGAAGGGGCAGCCAGAGUCCGCCACAAGGCUCUUCCACGUACGAGGCACCGACAGCUACAACACCUGGACCCUGGAGGUGCCAGCCCGGGCCUCAGCCCUCAACUCCAACGAUAUCUUCCUGCUGGCCACAGCCGGCCUCUGCUACCUCUGGUUUGGGAAGGGCUGCAGCGGUGACCAGCGUGAGAUGGCACGGACAGUGGUCACCGUCAUCUCCAGGAAGGACAAAGAAAUGGUGCUGGAGGGUCAGGAGCCUCCCCACUUCUGGGAGGCCCUGGGGGGCCAGGCACCCUACCCCAGCAGCAAGAGGCUCCCCGAAGAUGUGUCCGACUUCCAGCCACGACUGUUUGAGUGCUCCAUCCAGAUGGGCCCCCUGGUCCUCACGGAAGUGGUGUUCUUUAGCCAAGAGGACCUGGACAAGUAUGACGUCAUGUUACUGGACACCUGGGAGGAGAUUUUCCUGUGGCUGGGGGCAGCUGCGAGCGAGUGGAAGCAGGAGGCCGUGGCCUGGGGCCGGGAGUACCUGAAGACACACCCAGCAGGGAGGAGCCUGGCCACGCCUAUCAUGCUGGUCAAGCAGGGCCACGAGCCUCCCACCUUCACUGGAUGGUUCCACAACUGGGACCCCUACAAAUGGACCAACAAUCAGUCUUAUGAGGAGGUGGUGGAGGGCGGCCUGGGAGCAGUAUCUGCCAUCUCAGAGAGAACAGCACAGGUCAGCAGCUUCCGGCUGUCCAGAUCGCCACGCAAUGGCAGGGCAGGCCCGUUGGCCCUGUGGGCCCUCAAGGGCUCCAAGGACAGCUCCGAGAACGAGCUGGAGCGGGGCCCCAAGGCGGGCAGCGGCCCCAGAUCCGUGGCCAGCAGGAGCCUGCCCCGGGAACAGCUGAGGCACCAGGCUGUUGAGGACCUGCCGGAGGGUGUGGACCCGGCCCACAAGGAGUCCUAUCUCUCAGACUCUGAUUUCCAAGAUAUCUUUGGGAAGUCCAAGGAGGAGUUCUACAGCAUGGCCAAGUGGAGGCAGCAGCAGCAGAAGAAGCAGCUUGGCUUCUUCUGAACCCCGGCCCUGCCGGCUCCAUCUACGUGGCCAAGAUGCCUGCCUGCGGGCACCUCCCCUACACAUAUACGAGCCCCCUGGGGAGGCCCUCCUGGCGCACCCUGCUUGGAGACUCCCGGGUCACUAAAAUAAAAGCCUGUGGCCUUCACAAGAUGUGGGCCCGGCUGGAGGAUGGAGCGGGCUGCAGUGUCAUUCCUAACGGAAUUGAGGACAGCUCCAGGGACUGGGCCAGCUCCUGGGCUCCCGAGAGGCAGCAACACAGACAGGCUGUAGUUGGAGGAAUCCGUUCUCCACCCGGCGGGGUAGAUCCUGCUCAGGUGACUCACAUUGUGGCGGACAAAGCUGUUUCCUGAGGGGGGUGUGGGCGCAUUAGAAGUGGAGGCCUCCUGGUGAGUCCAAGCCCCUCCCUACCAGCUCUGUCUGGUAACAGCGUGGGGUGCCAGCUCUGGGUGACGUCCGGAGGGGUGGGAGCCAGUCCUGACCCUGGCCAGCUCAGGUGGUCAGACAGAUGGACAGCACCCUGGGGGGACAGGGCCGGGCUCACCUGAUUCUUGAAGCAGUCGGAGGGCACGGUUCUCGGAGAAGGAUGCCAUCUCAUAGAAAGCCUGCCCACGGGUGCCAGGACUGGGGAAGCCCAGAAAGUGGACGCUCUUGCAGUAAAUGACCAUAUCUGAGAGCUCCUUUGCUAGUCUGAGCUUGUCCUCCUGGGGGCCAUGGGGAGGCCCAAGUCAGAUUCAGAGGUUGGGGCAGGUGGGCACUGAGAGAGCCAGAAACCCAGAUACAGAGAGAACAGAGAGGGAGACAGAGAGAGGGGGCAGAGGGUCUGAGUGACAGCCACAGAGAACCCGGACAAGACAAAUACCCCACAGUGUGAUGGAGGGGGAUGGUGGGGUAGGGCCCCCCUCCCCUCCUCGCUCCAUAGCCCCCGCUCAAACCGUGGACUUGUGCUGCACUUGGUUCCUCACUGCCUCAUCCUCCAUCUCAGCAGCCUCAUCCUCGUCUGACACCACAGUGGCCUCAGGGCUGCCUUCCCCUCCAGGGAGGAAAAGCCCCCCAAGCUUCUUCCCCUUCAGCAAGAUCUUCCCCUUCAGUUGCUAAGGGUGGAGGGGCAGCUGGUCAAGACGCAGCGGGCCUCCCGGCCAGUCCCCUGCCCUCUCCUCUGGGCACCCCACCCCAUCGGGCACCUCAGGGGAAGGCAGGCUGCUGGUGACCCCGUCCAGUGGCCGAUCCAACAGCAUGGGGCCCAGGAGGGUGUGCAGGUGUUGCGCCAUCACACGCUGCUGCUCCAGGCUGCAGUGGUUCUCCAGGGACAGGAUGACGGGGUAGGGGGACACCUGGAGGCCCAAGGGCGGAUUAGGAGGGGUGGGUGGGCCCGAGCAUCCCCUUCCUCAGGCCCAGAAGCGCGCCCACCUUGAAGGCGUAGUCCCGGAUGACCCUGAGCACGUCGCAGAAGAGGAUCUUGGAGGUGAAGGUGUAGCCGUGAUAGAUGACCGGUUCCUGGUUGGGUCCAUCCCAGCAGUCGAGCUCCAGGCAGCGGCAGCCUUUGCACAGCGCCCUGCGAGUGGGACGGCGGCUAGGCCCCUCGGUCCCGGCCGGGCCCCGCCCAGGUCCCGCCUGCCCGCCCAGGUCCCGCUCAGCCCCGCCCCGCCCCGCCCCGCCCCGCCCCAUCACGACCAGGUCCCGCCCGGCCCCGCCCCAUCAUGCCCAGGUCUCCCGGCCCCACCGAAUGUAGGCUUCGGUGCUGCUGGGCCCCGUGAGCUGGUCUUCCAGCAGGUAGGUGUUGUGAGAGGACGACACCAGGUAGUGACUGAGCGGCUGGCCCAUGUCCUGGUAGACCCGCCGGUGCGCCCGGUUGAAGGCGCUGCCGUCGGCCGAGAGCAGGUACAUGAGGAAGCCGUCCUUGGUCAUCUGCCGCCGCGCCUUGGCUGGGAGGCGGGAGGCCGGCGCCCGUCAGAGCCCUAGGCUGGCGCCGCCGCUCUGGGGUGAGGGACUCCCCCUCCCCGCACUCACCUCUCCCCUACUCUUCCUGCCUCCCGUCCUGAGCUGGUCCUCGGUACCUCUUGGAAGCGGCUAAGCUCGAGUCUCUUGACCAGACCGUGACUAUCCCAGGGUGGGGCCCUGUCUCCUCCUCUGUCCCCCAUGCUGUGAGGCCCCCCCCUGAGGGCAGGGCCUCAUCUCCUCCUUCUCCAGGACUGGGCCCCAUCUGAUGUCUUAAAGCUUUGUGGCCAGCGUGGGCACAAAGAGGGAGGCAGGAAAAGUGCCUGCUUUUCCAGCCUUCUCUCUCUCCAUUUCCUGGGGGAGGAGUCCUCAAAGCCCCUGAAGGAGGAACCAAGAGAGGGUCCCUGCCUCCCAUCUGCUUUCCUGGGGCAGAGAAAUACUGACCAGGGGCUCUGGGCCUGGCUGAGGUGCCCCCUUCCCGCCAGCUCCCUACUCUUGGGCUGCCGUCUCCCCAGGGGUCUCCCCACCCUGUGUGGCCCUGGGACUACAGGUCAUAGGCCCUCACCCAUCUCGCUGGGCUCGUAGCGCUCAAUGAGGGAGAGGGCCAGUGCAGGCCCCGCCGCCUCCUCCCGCUGUUGGUGCUGCAAGAAGACCACUAACUGAUCCACCGACAGGGUCUCCCCCGAGCCCGCAGCCUCCUUGAAGGUGAGGUCGAUCUCCUUCCUCUGGGUCAAUAUCUUGUAGAAGGUCUCGAUCUCCUCAUCCUCCAGGGAGUUUGUCUGAGAGUGGUCACAUUCCUGCAGAGCCAGGACGCCAGGUGGGCAGGGUUCAGAGCAGGUCUCGGGCUGCAGUCAAGGACACACUGCCAGGCAGACCCAGCCCUCACAUCCUGCCUCACCCUGAAGAUCUUUCGGGCAUAGCUGUCGUCCACCUGGAUGUUGAGCUCCUUCAGGAAGUUCUGCAGCUCCUUGAAGUUCAUCUUGUUGUCCUUGUUUUUGUCAGCUUUUCGCAAGCAGGAAUGAAUCCAGCUGGGCAAGAAGUAAGGAAAGAAUCCAGGAGCCCUGGGACCCCCGAGGUCCCAGCCACAGCCAUGAUUCAAGCUCAGGGUCAACUCCCGGGCCCAGGUGGACUGAGGUCCCCUGUAGACACAGCUCCCCGCAGGCCUGACUUUUGGCAUAUCCUCAUUUCAGAGGGAAGACCUGGUGGCCUCUUUGGAGGAAAUGUGACAUCCAGUGAAGGAGUCUUUUUCCUGUUUUCUGGCUUUGAACCCUUUCAAAAUUUCAAAAACAUUUCUUUUCUCACUCUAAAAGGGUUCAUUACAGACAAUUUAGAAAAUGCAGAAAAGUAAAUAAACAAAGCCCCCAUAAUCCUAUCACCCAGGGGUAACUACUGUUAACAUUUCAAGAAUUGACCUUGAGAACUAGAGAAGGAGGAGCUGCACACUACAGUCCACAGAAAACAGAGAGCUAACUAUAGAACAAGACAAUGGGAGCUCAUGAGCACAAUGAAAACAUGAUAGCAGGCUUCAGAAGAAAUCACAAAAGAAACAACAACAUAAAUCAUGCCAUAUAAACUUUUUAAAAUUCUGAGGAUUAAAUAAAGAAAAACUAAAGUCAUCUAUCUGACAGACUGGAGGAAGCAUUUGCAGCAAAGCCUUUGAAGAAUUAAUUAAAAAGAAAACAGUAUGAUGACCCUAAUAACUAAAUGAGAAAGGGAUAUAAACUGACCUUUUGCAAACAUUACUAGUAGUCAAAGUUAUUAACAAUUUGGAAAUGAGAUGCAAUUUCUUAAACUAAAAUUUAGCAACUUAAAAGUAUAUUACCUAGUGCAGGUAAGGGUGAGGUGAAAUGGACACUCAAAUCCAUCACGUGGGCAAAAAGUAAAUCAGUACAACCCUUAGGAAAGUGAUGGAGGGAUAGCUAAAGCUUUAACCUGUUACAUCAGUUGACUCAGUAAUUCCACUUCUAGGAAUCCAUUGGUAAGGAAAUACUUCUAAAUACUGAAAGGUUUUAUGAACAUAGUUCUUUGCAAUGUUAUUCAUAGUGGUGAAGGAAAUGAAAUGUUUGACACUAAAAGAAUGGAUCACUAAUUUAUAGUCCAUCCAUUCAGUGGAAUAGUACACAGUCAUUAAUAAAGCUGUUUAUGGAGACUAUACUAACACAGGGAAAUAAUUAUGAUAUAAUGUUACACAGAAAAUGGAUACAAAUGUAUAAUCUCCACUAUUUUUAGCAAACGUAUCAUUAGGCAAAAUGAAAUGCAGCCAGAAAAAAUUAAAGAUUAAAAUUUUAUUCUAACCUACCCAUAUUUUUAAACCUUUAUUUAUAGAUAUGUAUGUUUUAUGUAAAUAUGUGUAUUUACAUUAAAAAAAUUAUAGUAGAAUUCCAGGUUAAAAAAUCAAGUUCAGAGUGGUACACCCAAGCAUGAGGUCCCAGUGCCAACUGCUCUUCAGCAGGCUGGGAUGGCUUUAUGAUCUCAAGGUCUGGGCAGCAGAAGCCUGCAGAGGCCAUGAGAUUGUCCAAGUGCAUGCCUGUGCAAAAGGAGUGACUAUCACAAAAGUGCCACAGAAUUGGGCUUUUAAGAAAGCUCAGGGACUUCCCUGGUGGUCCAGUGGUUAAGACUCUGCACUUGCACUGCAGGGAGCACAGGUUCAAUCCCUGGUCAGAACUAAAAUCCCGCAUACCUCGAGGCAUGGCCAAAAAUAAAAUAAAUAACAAUUAAAAUUUUAAAAAGAAAGCUCAAAAUCAGGCAGACAUAGCCUUGAGAAAAGACACUUAAAAGUCUUUGAAAUGCUGAAAAGUACACAGUAAAGGGAGCUAUCAGGGUUCAAAAUGUGUCCCCCAAAGGAGUUGGAUAUACAUUGGCAAUGAAUAAUCAGAAAAUGUAAUAAAGUAAUUCCAUACAGUAGCAUCAAAAUGAAUAAAAAUACAAAUUCUUUUAAUACAUAACUUAUACUCUGAAAGCCACAAAACAUUGUUGAAAGAAAUUAAAGAUCUAAAUAAAUGGAAAGAUACCCCAUAUUUGCUGAUCAGAAAGAAGACUUGAUAUUGUUUAAUGAGAAAUACUCUCCAAACUGAUCUACAGAUUCAGCACAAUACCUAUCACAGUCAUGCUGGCUACUUUGCAGAAAUUGACAACCCAAUCCUCAAAUUCAUAUGGAAAUUCAAGGGACCCAAAACAGUCCAAACAAUCUUGAAAAAAAAAGAACAAAUUUGGAAGACUCACACUUCACGAUUUCAAAACUUCGUACAAAGUUACAGUAACUAAAACGUUGUGGUUCUGGUGUGAGAAGAGACAUUUAGGUAAAUGGAAGAGAAUUGAGAGUCGUGAAGUAAACCCUCAUAUUUAUGGUCAGUUGAUUUUUUGAAGAUGGUGUAAAGACAAUUCAAUGAAGAAAGAAUAGUCUUUUCAACAAAUGGUGCUGGAACAGCUGUAUGUCUACAUGCAAAAAAAAUGAAGUUGGAUCCCUCACCACACCAUACACAGAAACUAACUCAAAAUGGAUCAAAGACCUAAAUGCAAGAGCUAAAACUAUAAGAAGAAAAUAUAUGAGUAAAUGUUUGUGACUUUACGUUAGAUGUGACAUCAAAAAACACAAGCAACAAAAGCAAAAAGUAAAUGAAUUAGACUUCACUGAAACUAAAAACUUUUGUGCUUCAGAGAAUACCACCAAAAAAAGAAAAGAACCCACAGAAUGGGAGAAAUUAUUUGCAGAGCGUAUAUCUGAUAAGAAUAUUUUUAAAAUAUUAGAAUAUUUUUUAAAAUAUUUAGAAUAUUUAAAAAAAAAAAACCUGUUACAA
Messenger RNA from Globicephala melas (long-finned pilot whale), 8531 nucleotides. The record is from RefSeq and is a predicted model, not a curated record. NCBI's taxonomy places the organism in Eukaryota, Metazoa, Chordata, Mammalia, Artiodactyla, Delphinidae.